AGGAGGAGGAGACACCGCCACACAAGUCCGGCGAGUCGGCGAGCGUAGAGACACGUAGAGAGACGUGCGGCUUAGCGUAAGGGCUUUGCGGACCGGAAUCGAACCGCGGGUGUUUCGGAGGUGGUGGUUUCUCUCACUUUCGGUUGUUCUUCCGGAACACGCGACUCCACUACACGGCGAGGGAAACGCGCGCGACGCACACGCACGCGACGACGACGACGACGAAGACGAAGACGACGACGACGACGACGAGGAGGAGGCACGCAGCGCACUGCAGCAGCAAGAGCAGCAGCAACGUCGUCGGGGUGGCAUUCGGCUAUCCGCGCACUGCCCGGUGACCGACCGUGUUGGUUCGGCCGUGUCCGUCCGUCAUAUUAUAUUCCCGGCCCCGAGAGAGUGAGAGAGAACAAGGUUGCUGGCACGUAGUAGUCGGUGUUGCGACGCAGCGAGGAGAGGAGGAGGUGGAGGCGGCGGUGGUGGCGGCGGCGGCGGCGGCGGAGGAGGAAGAGACGAACGGCGACGAUACGUGUGCGCACGGAGCGGAGCGAGAACGAGGAGCAGCGGAUCGCGGGGACCGACCGACUGGUGCCGGCCAUGGAGAAGCGGAUAGAGCUCGAGAAGCGGGGAAAGAAGCCCGGCGACAUCAAAGAACUUGUUCUUGAUAAUUGCCGGAGUACGCAAAUCGUGGGCCUGACAAAUGAAUUCAGCGCUCUGGAGUCAUUAAGUCUUAUCAACGUGGGUCUUACCAGUUUAAAAGGCUUUCCAAAGUUAUCCAGUCUUAAAAAGUUGGAGUUGAGCGACAAUCGGAUUUCGGGCGGUUUAAAUCUUCUUGACUCGAGCCCCAAAUUGACUCAUCUGAAUCUGAGCGGAAAUAAGAUCAAAGAUCUCGAUACAUUGCAACCACUGAAAGAGUUCAAGAACCUGAAGAGUCUGGAUCUGUUCAACAAUGAAGUAACAAACAUGGAUAAUUAUAGGGAGAAAGUCUUCAAUCUUAUUCCCAGUCUACGAUAUCUUGACGGAUAUGACGCCGAUGAUCGCGAGGUCGAUAGUGAAGGGGAGGACGAUGAAGUCAAUGGAAACGAAGAUGGAGAAGGAGGUGGUAACGAAGAGGAUAGUGAAGAAGUUUCAGAUGAGGAAGAUGAGGAUUUCCUAGAUGAUGAACCAGGAUUAGAUAUUUUCAACAAGGAUAACCUUAUUGAAAGCGAUGAAGAGGAUUAUAUGGGAGAAGAAGAAGAAGAGGAUGAUGAUGAUGAUGAUAACGAUGACGAUGAGCAGGAAGAAGAAGAAGAAGAAGAGUCUCCUGUUCGAGGAAAGAAAAGAAAAAUUGAUGAUGUGGGCGAUAACUUGAACGCUUAAGAUAGUAAGGGCUGUCUCUGAUACUGUUGAAUGAGUGUAAAAUUCGUAUAAAUAAUAACAAUAAUUGCGACACCGAGUGAACAGCUGGGAAUCAAACUAAUUGACCGACCAAUGACAGACUACAGUUAGUGAUAUGAAUUUAUCAGUAAAUCAUUGACUGUGAGGAAAUUAUCUGCGUAACAACAAAAGAUUUAUCGUAUGUAGAAACGGAACGUGAAUGGAAAGCAUGGAAGAAAACUGGAAAGAAAAUGGAUAAUGAUGGCAUAAAAAUAGGGCUGCAUUCCAGCUGGACACAGCACAGUUUUAGUUAUACUAACGAUAUUUUAUAUAGAGUAUAUAGAGUUAGAGUAUUAGUGGUGUUGCAUAGAGUGGAAAGAAGAUCGAGGAGAGAAAGAGAAAAAAGGGCGAAAAUCAGGGAGAGA
This is a messenger RNA of Monomorium pharaonis (pharaoh ant), 1778 nucleotides long. RefSeq names its product acidic leucine-rich nuclear phosphoprotein 32 family member A (gene Mapmodulin). The record is from RefSeq and is a predicted model, not a curated record. Bases 595 to 1356 code for a protein of 253 amino acids. Gene Ontology annotation, cellular component: nucleus. Gene Ontology annotation, molecular function: histone binding. Lineage: Eukaryota; Metazoa; Arthropoda; Insecta; Hymenoptera; Formicidae. The transcript is spliced from 8 exons.